AUGUCCGAGUUUUUGAAACGAAAGCAGGGCAUCUUGAAACUGGCCAGCUUUUUGGCAGUCAUCCUUCUGUUCCUUCAGAACUUCCUUUUGACGAAACAAGGCUUUCGGAAGGCCCUUGUGCCGACAAAAGUCAGUGUCGAGAAUGAGUACAAUGUCAACAGAACGGACACUGAAUUCCAACGGGAUGCAAACAGUACGGGUGUUGAUGAGCCUGCUGCAUCGAAACGAGUAGACUAUGAGAACCAUGUGCAACCCGACACGUCACCAUCAUCACCGCAAGUUCCAUCCCGUACACCAACCACAGCAGAAGUGUCAGAAGAUGCAGAAGAUGGAGACUGUAUUAGGCGAUGUGCCAAUCGAAAGAAUAGAAUAUACGCCUCCAUUGGCUUUGCUGGAAUGAGCGAUCGUGCAUCGAUCGUUGUCAUGGUGUCGAAAUUGGCUGGUUACUUGUGUGCGGUGGUCGAUUUGCCAGCACCCAUGUCAUCCUUUGCUCGCUCCCACAAUCUGGGCAAAAAGAUAAGGGAAGAAGUUACAUGGGGCGACUUUUUCAAUCUUACCUUUCGUCAAGACGGUUCACAGAGUCUAUAUGACAUUCGAGACAAUCCGAAUCGAUCUUUCACCGACAACACCACUAGACACAAGAGGGGCGCCCUGCUGCGCUUUUACAACAGAUCCAAGUAUCCUCCGGACUGGACAUUAUUGAUAUCCAACAAGUCAAGCAAUCUACUCCACGAUUUCGAGCAACUGCAGCGACAUUCUUGGGAACAUGAAUACGAUGCCGACCGAGGCUUUUUGUGGGAAAUACAUCGGGUAUUGUACAAAUCGGAUUUGCGAAAGGUCGAUAGACUGCCCGGGCUCAAUGAUACGGAAGCAAAGCAACUAUUACGACCCGAACAGACCUAUCAUGAUCGAAUGCGUCCUUCGCUAUUGACUAAGGUACCAGCAUGUCAAUAUGCCUCGCAAACACCAGAAGAAAUGGAGCCAGCUCCACUGCAUAGUUUUCGGACCGAGUUGCGAAGGCGAGUUCGGGCACUGGCUCCAGGAGGCACUUCCACAAUCUUUGGCUUUUUCCAUAUUCGACGAGGAGAUUCCAAAAAGGUGUGCAACACCACGUUGCCCGACUUGGAAAGCUAUUUGAAAUGUUCCUUGAAUGGAACGGAAUCAACAGGAAAGACUAUUACCCUCUUGAUGGGCAGCGACGAGCGAAAUGCAAAGUAUCGUCAACAAGUUUUGGACUUGGUGAACAAUAGCAGCAAUGCAGCAUUGCCUUCUUAUCCUCACGUCUCCAUGCUGGAUGCGGACGCGAUUACCAAAGAAUUGAUGGAAGACUUGGUGGCACAAAAGGCCAUGCCGGAAUGGCUAUCGAGCAACCACUAUCAAUUUCUACUGCUACAAGGAAUUGGAAUGUUGGGAGCCUUUAAUUUCUCUUCGUUUUAUCUCAGCAAGAGACGGAGCGAUUGCCGUCCCUGCAACCAUCUCUUGACGGCCCACCCAGAACUCUGGAACUGA
Molecule: messenger RNA, 1509 nt
Organism: Cylindrotheca closterium
Lineage: Eukaryota; Bacillariophyta; Bacillariophyceae; Bacillariales; Bacillariaceae
Source: the annotation of a GenBank genome assembly